Spodoptera littoralis (African cotton leafworm) is the source of this 2784-nucleotide messenger RNA. NCBI's taxonomy places the organism in Eukaryota, Metazoa, Arthropoda, Insecta, Lepidoptera, Noctuidae. The record is from the annotation of a GenBank genome assembly.
AUGCCACCUGUUUCAUUGACUAACGAUGCUCCUAAGAAGAAGCUACGGGUUGCCAUAAUCGGCCAGAGCUUGUUUGCUGCUGAAGUGUUCAAACUUCUGCAAAGGGACGGCCAUGAGGUGGUCGGUGUUUUCACUGUGUUGGACAAAGGAAACCGAGAGGAUCCCUUGGCAACCAUCGCAUCUCAGAAUGGCAAACCAGUAUACAAAUACAAGACUUGGAGGGUGAAAGGCCAAGUGAUACCCGAAGUAUUGGAACAAUACAAAUCAGUAAAUGCAGACAUCAACGUCCUGCCAUUCUGCACACAGUUCAUCCCUAUGGAAGUGAUCACAUACCCUAAGUAUGAGAGCAUCUGCUACCAUCCCAGUAUACUACCCAGGCAUAGAGGAGCUUCUUCUAUCAACUGGACUCUAAUAGAAGGUGACACGACUUGCGGUCUGUCCAUAUUCUGGGCUGACGAUGGACUGGACACCGGCCCGAUCCUGCUGCAGAAGAGCUUCCCCUGCACUAUUGAUGACACAGUCGAUACUAUCUACAACAAAUAUUUGUACCCUGAAGGUAUCAAAGCAUUAGCGGAGGCUGUGAACAUGGUGGCCAACGACACCGCGCCAAGGAUCAAACAGACGGAAGAGGGCGCCACUUACGAUCCCGCGCUAUUCAAGCCAGAGACACACCAGAUCGACUGGUCUAAAGGCGGUUUGGCACUCCACAACUUCAUCAGAGGUCUAGACUCCUCACCCGGUGCCACCAGCUUCAUCAAACCACAGACUAAAGAAGGCGUCGUAGAGGACAGUGAGGCGACCAUAGAGGUCAAAUUCUUCGGCUCUUCUCUAUGGGUCGACGAGUAUGAGACGAAGGGAGAUGCCCUUGUAAUCCCCGGGCUUAGUAAAGCGGCAGUGGUACAUGAUGCUGGCCUGCUUAUUACUGCUAAUGAUGGCGUGAAGCUAAACAUCCAAAGACUGAAAGUGAACGGCAAAAUGAUAGCUGCACAGAACUUCUUCAAGGCCAACGAAGACAAAGUAACUCUAGAACUGACCGCAGAAGAGAAACAAUUCGUUGAAAAUGUCCGCGACGUUUGGAAGGCAAUCCUGCGCAUAGACAUUGAAGACGACACCGACUUCUUUACAUCAGGAGCCGGCUCUAUGGACGUCGUCAGACUUGUAGAAGAAGUCAAAGAUUUAGCCAAACUAGAACUGCAAAACGAAGACAUCUAUAUGAACACGACCUUUGAAGAAUUUUACACCAUUGCUAUAUUGAAGUCUAGAGGUGGCACGGAAAAUGCAGAGAUAGAGUACGAAGGUGUUGAGAUGGAGUGCAAUAAGAUGAAGAUUAAGUUCCCUACUCAGUUGUUCAUUGAUGGUAAAUUUGUGGACUCUGAUAGUGGUAAGACUCUGACGCUGAUUAAUCCGACGGAUGAGAGCGUUAUUUGUAAAGUACAGAGCGCUUCGGCCAGUGAUGUUGAUAGAGCCGUGUUGGCAGCUAAGAAGGCGUUUGAAGAAGGAGAAUGGUCCAAGAUUAGUGCGAGGGAAAGAGGACAGUUGUUGUUCAAACUAGCAGAUUUGAUGGAGCAACACAAAGAAGAGCUAGCAACGAUAGAGACGAUAGACUCGGGGGCAGUAUACACGCUGGCACUGAAGACGCAUGUCGGCAUGUCGAUAGAGACGUGGAGGUACUUCGCGGGGUGGUGCGACAAGAUACAGGGCGCUACUAUACCUAUUAACCAUGCUAGACCUAACAGGAACCUGGCAAUGACGAAGAAGGAGCCAAUCGGUGUAUGUGGUCUGAUAACUCCGUGGAACUACCCGUUGAUGAUGUUGUCGUGGAAGAUGGCGGCCUGCCUCGCCGCAGGGAACACUGUCGUCAUGAAACCCGCUGCUGUAUGUCCUCUAACAGCGCUUAAAUUCGCGGAGCUAUCAGUCCGCGCGGGCAUCCCGCCCGGCGUCAUCAACAUCAUCCCCGGCAGUGGCACUGUCGCCGGACAGGCACUCGCUGACCAUCCACUCGUUAGGAAACUUGGGUUCACCGGCAGUACUGAGAUUGGUCAAACUAUAAUGAAGUCGUGCGCCGCCUCCAACAUGAAGAAAGUCUCCCUCGAGCUGGGAGGCAAGUCCCCGCUCGUUAUAUUCGAAGACUGCGACCUCGACAAGGCUGUCAGAAAUGGUAUGGCAUCGGUAUUCUUCAACAAGGGCGAGAAUUGCAUAGCAGCUGGCCGUCUAUUUGUUGAGGAGACUAUUCAUGACGAGUUUGUCCGUCGUGUCGUAGCCGAGACCAAGAAGAUGAGCAUCGGCGACCCACUGCACAGAGGUACAGCUCACGGACCACAGAACCAUAAGGCACAUAUGGACAAACUUCUUCAGUUCGUCCAGCGUGGUGUGAAGGAAGGCGCGACGCUUGUACUGGGCGGCAACCGCGUGGACCGACCUGGAUACUUCUUCGAACCGACAGUGUUCACUGACGUACAGGAUGACAUGUGGAUCGCCAAAGAAGAGUCAUUCGGACCUAUCAUGAUCAUCAGCAAGUUUAGUAGCAAAAACAUGGACGACGUAAUCCGUCGGGCUAACAACACAGAGUACGGUCUAGCCAGCGGAGUGUUCACGCGGGACGUAUCUCGCGCGCUACAGUUCGCAGAGCGCAUUGACGCCGGCACCGUCUUCGUCAACACGUACAACAAGACCGACGUAGCCGCACCUUUCGGUGGUUUCAAACAAUCUGGAUUCGGCAAGGAUUUAGGACAAGAAGCUCUGAACGAGUACCUCAAGACGAAAAACAUCACAAUCGAGUACUAG